CUUGAGCUUAAAUGCAUCCGCAAUGAGAGUGCUUACAUCAGAAAUGAAAUCACAGAUUUUCUCAUUAAGCAUAACAUAACUCACUACACUACUGAAGACCAUAACCAUAACAUACUCGGUAUCAUAAACCGCUUCAUAAGGACACUAAGAGAUUUAAAUCAAGAGCGAGACUUUACCGAAGAAACAAUGAAACAUUUUCUCGAAGUAUAUAAUUCCUCAACGCAUUCUACAACAGGACAUACACCAAAUUCAAUGACACAACAACAAGAAGAAAAGUAUAUACAAAAGAAACGAAGUCAAACACAAAAUAUCAGAAAUUCAACACAAUUUACCCUCAUUCCUGGUACAAAAGUUCGUGUAGUUCUUGACGACAAACUGUUGACAAAGAAACGUUUAAGGUUAAGUAGAAACUAUUAUAUAGUAGAUUCAACGCAAGGUAAUGGAUAUCUUAUAAAAGCUGCUGACGACUCUAUUGCGUUUUAUCCUUGA
Trichomonas vaginalis G3 is the source of this 489-nucleotide messenger RNA. Its product is annotated as integrase core domain containing protein family. The record is from RefSeq and is a predicted model, not a curated record. Gene Ontology annotation, molecular function: nucleic acid binding. The annotation marks the transcript as partial. Lineage: Eukaryota; Parabasalia; Trichomonadida; Trichomonadidae. The transcript has a single exon.